Messenger RNA from Tachyglossus aculeatus (Australian echidna), 1763 nucleotides. RefSeq names its product solute carrier family 35 member G2 (gene SLC35G2). NCBI's taxonomy places the organism in Eukaryota, Metazoa, Chordata, Mammalia, Monotremata, Tachyglossidae. Bases 400 to 1644 code for a protein of 414 amino acids. The record is from RefSeq and is a predicted model, not a curated record. The transcript has 2 exons. Gene Ontology annotation, cellular component: plasma membrane.
CUCUCCUCCCCUUGCUUCGCCCUUUCCAUGCCAGGCAUCUGCGGAGAGAAGGAGGAGGGAGAGUCCCUUGGAGAAGGGCCGCAGGAGUAAUAGCAGCAUCCUAGAAGAGGCCCCCUCCCCAUCACCCCCAGCAUGCAGAGCCGUUAGUGGCUGUCCAGCAGAUUGAGAGCCAGGCGGCCUUCAUCUCCUCAGCCUUAUUUCCCUGGGGUUUUCCAGACGGAGGGAAAUGGAAACCCCGGCCAAGACAUUUCCCCACGCUUCCUACUCUCUUUUCCUCUAACCCUGCUGAUUUUCUGCGUUGGCCGAAGGCAACAACUUCCAGACUUCGGCAAAGAAGUAGACAGGUCUCUGUCCCUUCGUCAUCGGGAAGGAGAGCGACAGUGACGGGUUACUGAGGAAAUGGAUACUUCCCCCUCCAAGCGACACCCAGUAAAGAAACGGGUGAAGAUCCACCCCAACACGGUGACCGUGAAAUAUACCUCCCACUACCCUCAACCCGGCGAGGACGGCUACGAGGAGAUCGACGAGGAUUAUGGGGGUUUCCUGGAGGACGAUCCAAAGAGAGGACUGCUGAGCGAGAUGAAAAGACAAGGAAGGGCCUUCUUCGGAAGCACGGAGAGCAGGAGUCCUCCACCGCUGGAAGGCCCCAGAGCCCACGAGGUUGGCCAGCGGCUUCAGAGUUUGGCAGAGAGAAAUCUUUUUCAGUCUCGAAAGACUUGGAUGGUGCUGUUCGGGUCUGCCCUGGCCCAUGGGUGCGUGGCCCUCAUCACCAGGCUGGUCUCCGACCGGUCUCGCGUGCCCUCCCUCGAGCUGAUCUUCAUCCGCUCCGUCUUGCAGGUGCUGUCCGUCCUCGUCGUGUGCUACCAUCACGAGCCUCCCUUCGGGCCCAAGGGGUACCGGCUACGCCUCUUCUUCUACGGGGUGUGCAACGUCAUCUCCAUCACCUGCGCCUAUACGUCCUUCUCCAUCGUGCCACCCGGCAACGGGACCACGAUGUGGAGGGCCACCACCACGGUCUUCAGCGCCGUCCUGGCCUUCCUGCUCGCGGACGAGCGCAUGGCGGGCGUCGACGCGGCCGCCGUCGGCGGCAGCAUCUUGGGAGUUUGCCUGGUCAUGAUCCCCAACCUCGCAGACGACGGAAACUCCUCGCCGGGCGCUUGGAAGGCGGCUUUCGGAUACACCAUGACGGUGGCGGCCGGCCUGACUGCGGCCCUCUCCAUGAUCGUGUACAGGUCCAUCAGGGAGAAGGUCAGCAUGUGGACGGCCCUCUUUACCUUCGGGUGGACGGGAACAGCCUGGGGGGUCUCCACGAUGUUUGUCCUCCAGGAGCCCAUCGUUCCGCUAGACGGAGAGACCUGGGGCUACCUCCUCGCCAUCUGCCUCUGCUCCACCGUGGCUUUUCUGGGCGUCUAUUACGCCUUGGAUAAAUUCCAUCCGGCUCUGGUCAGCACGGUGCAACACCUGGAGAUCGUGGUCGCCAUGUUACUGCAGCUUCUGGUGCUGCACAUCUUCCCCAGUGCCUACGACGUAUCCGGAGGGGUCGUCAUCAUGAUCAGCGUCUUCGUCCUCGCCGGCUAUAAGCUUUACUGGAGGAAGUUAGAGAGGCAGGACUACCAGGAGAUCCUGGAUUCACCCAUCAAAUGAGGGUCACAGCGUAAUCUUCUCCGCCCAAACUCCGCACACUGCCGUGGUCCGUCAGUUGUUCAUCGAUCCGCCGUCUUUUGUAUCGUACGAUCUAAUGCCUGUAGUAUGUGAGAUGAUUG